Molecule: messenger RNA, 1179 nt
Organism: Mercurialis annua (annual mercury)
Lineage: Eukaryota; Viridiplantae; Streptophyta; Magnoliopsida; Malpighiales; Euphorbiaceae
Product: probable serine/threonine-protein kinase PBL10
Exons: 9
Coding region: 1-1113 (370 amino acids)
Biological process (GO): protein phosphorylation
Molecular function (GO): protein kinase activity; ATP binding
Source: RefSeq, a predicted model, not a curated record
AUGGCGAGUUUUCUUUAUCACGUUUAUUUAUGCAAGAGGGGCUUCUCAAAUAGCCCCUCUAGCUCACAUCCUUCCUCGGUUAUCUCAUUGGACACCGCUACUGUCAGGUAUUCUAUUAUGGUGAUUGUUGCUCUGGAUGAUCUCGACAUUUCAAUUUUUGCUUUCCUACAAAAUCAAGGUAAUAUUUAUAGCACAUUAGCCGCUACCAACUUAGCCGCGAAGUCCACUUUUAGUUCUUUUAUUUCAAGAGGGUUUCAUCAUCUUCAUGAGAUGGCCUUUCUUACUAUAUAUUUAUAUAUUUUUUAUCAAACGCCACCUUACUUUAGUGAGGAUGAAUGGCUGGUAGAAGCAAAGUAUGUAGGGAAGCUUUGGCAUCCCAAUCUUGCAAAACUGGUUGGCUAUUGUUUAGAUGAUCAUCACCGCCAUUUAGUUUAUGAGUUUAUCCCUAAUGGAAACCUGCAGAAUCAUUCAUGGAAUUAUCGGUUUGUGUACUUCACUUACGCUUCUCGCAAGAACAACUCAAUUCACUUCAAGAAAGCUAGUUAUUUCUCUCGAUCACUUUCUUGGAAUCUUUAUGUGAAAAUUGUGCUAGGUGCUGCAAAGGGUCUCAAAUUUCUUCAUGAUGCAAAUGUGAUUUAUAGAGACUUCAAGGCUUCUAAAAUCUUGCUUGAUUCGAACUGUAAUGCCAAACUAUAUGAUUAUGGAUUUGCCAAUGAUAGUCCGACACGUCAUAAAUGCAUUGCCUUCGCAAGGUACUGGGGUACCGCAGGGUAUGCAGCUCCCGAGUUUACAAUUUCAGGUCUUGUUACUACAAGAAGUAAUGUAUAUGCUUUUGGGGUCGUGCUUCUUAAAAUUUUAACCGGGAAGCCAGCUAUAUGGACGAACAAGCCAUCUCAUCAGGAUCAAGAUUUGGUUGAGCGCGCUGAAAUAUUGGCAAGUGAAUGCAUAUUUUUCCGAGACGCGAAUCCUACUGUUUCAACGAAGAACGUCGUGAAAUUUGCUCAACUCGCACUCGAAUGUGUGUCGACGAAUCCGAAAUUGAGGCCUAAUAUGAAGGAAGUGGUAGAAGUCUUAGAAGAACUUCAAGACUACAGAAUCGUAAAAGUUACGUGAGGCUGAAGUUGUCCCAUUGAUAUGCUAGCUAGGAAGUGCACAUAAAAUUGAAUCUGACCUUUCUUA